Messenger RNA from Apodemus sylvaticus (European woodmouse), 6266 nucleotides. RefSeq names its product CF transmembrane conductance regulator (gene Cftr). Gene Ontology annotation, molecular function: chloride channel activity; ATP binding; ATP hydrolysis activity. Lineage: Eukaryota; Metazoa; Chordata; Mammalia; Rodentia; Muridae. The transcript is spliced from 27 exons. Bases 123 to 4553 code for a protein of 1476 amino acids. Gene Ontology annotation, cellular component: cytosol; plasma membrane; apical plasma membrane. The record is from RefSeq and is a predicted model, not a curated record. Gene Ontology annotation, biological process: bicarbonate transport; chloride transmembrane transport.
CAAAUGACAUCACCUCAGGUCUGAGUAAAAGGGAAGAGCCCAAAGCAUUGACCGGGAUAUCCAGAGGUCGAGUCCAACCUGAACCUGGCCGGACGCAGACCUUAGUGCACCACGGAGACAUCAUGCAGAGGUCGCCUCUGGAGAAAGCCGGCUUUAUCUCCAAACUCUUCUUCAGCUGGACCACACCAAUUUUGAGGAAAGGGUACAGACACCACUUGGAGUUGUCAGACAUAUACCAAGCCCCUUCUGCUGAUUCAGCUGACCACUUGUCGGAAAAGCUAGAAAGAGAAUGGGACAGAGAACAAGCUUCGAAGAAGAAUCCCCAGCUUAUCCAUGCCCUUCGGCGAUGCUUUUGUUGGAGGUUCACCUUCUAUGGCAUCUUGUUAUACCUAGGGGAAGUCACCAAGGCUGUCCAGCCUGUCUUGCUAGGAAGAAUCAUAGCAUCCUAUGAUCCAGAUAACAAGGUGGAACGUUCCAUUGCCAUUUACCUCGGCAUAGGCUUAUGCCUUCUCUUCGUUGUCAGGACGCUGCUUCUGCACCCAGCUAUUUUUGGCCUUCAUCGCAUUGGAAUGCAGAUGAGAAUAGCUAUGUUUAGCUUGAUUUAUAAGAAGACUUUAAAGUUGUCAAGCCGCGUUCUUGAUAAAAUAAGUAUUGGACAACUUGUUAGUCUUCUUUCCAACAACCUGAACAAAUUUGAUGAAGGACUUGCCUUGGCACAUUUUAUAUGGAUUGCUCCUUUACAAGUGGCUCUUCUGAUGGGGCUUCUCUGGGACUUGUUACAGUUCUCAGCAUUCUGUGGCCUUGGUUUACUCAUAGUCCUGGUUAUUUUUCAAGCUAUCUUAGGGAAGAUGAUGGUGAAGUACAGAGAUAACAGAGCUCCAAAGAUCAAUGAAAGACUAGUGAUCACAUCAGAAAUUAUCGACAAUAUCUAUUCUGUUAAGGCAUAUUGUUGGGAAUCAGCGAUGGAGAAAAUAAUUGAAAACUUGAGAGAGGCAGAACUGAAACUGACCCGGAAGGCAGCCUAUCUGAGGUUCUUCACUAGCUCUGCCUUCUUCUUUUCAGGGUCCUUUGUAGUCUUUUUAUCUGUGCUUCCCUACACAGUCAUCAACGGAAUCGUCCUCCGAAAAAUAUUCACAACCAUUUCAUUCUGCAUAGUCCUGCGUAUGUCAGUCACACGCCAAUUCCCCACUGCUGUACAGAUAUGGUAUGAUUCUUUGGGAAUGAUAAGAAAAGUACAGGAUUUUCUACAGAAUCAAGAAUAUAAAGUACUGGAGUAUAACUUAAUGACCACAGGCAUAGUCAUGGAGAAUGUAACAGCAUAUUGGGAGGAGGGAUUUGGGGAAUUACUGGAGAAAGUACAACUAAACAAUGAUGACAGAAAACAAUCCAGUGGUGAGAACCCACUCAGUUUUGGUCAUCUCUGUCUUGUGGGAAAUCCUGUGUUGAAAAACAUCAAUAUGAAUAUAGAGAAAGGAGAGAUGUUGGCUAUUACUGGAUCUACUGGAUCAGGAAAGACAUCACUCCUGAUGUUGAUUUUGGGAGAAUUGGAAGCUUCAGAGGGAAUUAUUAAGCACAGUGGAAGAGUUUCAUUCUGCUCUCAAUUUUCUUGGAUUAUGCCGGGUACUAUCAAAGAAAAUAUCAUCUUUGGUGUUUCCUAUGAUGAGUACAGAUAUAAGAGCGUUGUCAAAGCUUGCCAACUACAGGAGGACAUCACCAAGUUUGCAGAACAAGACAACACUGUUCUUGGAGAAGGUGGUGUCACACUGAGUGGAGGUCAGCGUGCAAGGAUUUCUUUAGCAAGAGCAGUAUAUAAAGAUGCUGAUUUGUACCUAUUAGAUUCCCCCUUUGGAUAUCUAGAUGUUUUAACUGAAGAACAAAUAUUUGAAAGCUGUGUUUGUAAAUUGAUGGCCAACAAAACUAGGAUUUUGGUUACAUCUAAAAUGGAACACUUAAAGAGAGCUGACAAAAUACUAAUAUUGCAUCAGGGCAGCAGCUAUUUUUAUGGGACUUUUUCUGAGCUACAAAAUCUACGCCCAGACUUCAGUUCAAAACUCAUGGGGUAUGAUACUUUUGACCAGUUUACUGAGGAAAGAAGAAGUUCAAUUCUAACUGAGACCUUACGCAGGUUCUCAGUAGAUGAUUCCUCUACUACCUGGAGCAAAGCCAAACAGUCAUUCAGACAGACUGGAGAGUCGGGAGAAAAAAGGAAGAACUCUACUCUAAACUCAUUCAGCUCCGUAAGGAAAAUUUCCAUUGUGCAGAAGACUCCUGUAUGCAUAGAAGGAGACUCUGACAAUCUCCAAGAAAAGAGACUGUCCCUAGUUCCAGAUUCUGAACAGGGAGAGGCUGCCCUGCCUCGCAGCAACAUGAUCACCACCGGCCCCACAUUUCCAGGCAGAAGAAGACAGUCUGUUUUGGAUCUUAUGACAUUCACACCCAACUCAGGCUCCACCAGUCUCCAGAGGACCAGAACUUCUAUUCGAAAAAUUUCCUUAGCUCCUCAGAUGAGCUUAAAUGAAGUGGAUAUAUAUUCAAGGCGGUUAUCGCAAGAUAGCACACUGAACAUCACCGAAGAAAUUAAUGAAGAAGAUUUAAAGGAGUGUUUUUUUGAUGAUGUGAUAAAGAUACCCCCGGUGACGACAUGGAACACAUACCUCCGAUAUGUUACUCUCCAUAAAGCCUUACUUGCAGUGCUGAUUUGGUGCGUGCUGGUUUUUCUGGUUGAGGUGGCGGCUUCUUUAUUUGUGUUGUGGUUGCUUAAAAACAACCCUGUUAACGGUGGAAACAAUGGUACUAAAAUUACCAAUAGCUCUUAUGUUGUGAUCAUCACUAGUACCAGCUUCUAUUAUAUUUUUUACAUUUAUGUGGGAGUGGCUGACACUUUGCUUGCCCUGAGCAUCUUCAGAGGUUUGCCGCUGGUGCAUACGUUAAUCACAGCAUCAAAAAUUUUGCACAGGAAAAUGUUACAUUCUAUUCUUCAUGCCCCUAUGUCAACCUUCAACAAGCUGAAAGCAGGUGGGAUUCUUAACAGAUUCUCCAAAGAUGUAGCAAUUUUGGAUGACUUUCUGCCUCUUACCAUAUUCGACUUCAUCCAGUUGGUGUUCAUUGUGGUCGGAGCUAUAAUAGUUGUCUCGGCUUUACAACCCUACAUCUUCCUAGCAACGGUGCCAGGGCUAGUAGUCUUUAUUUUACUGCGGGCAUACUUCCUUCAUACCUCACAACAGCUCAAACAACUGGAAUCUGAAGGCAGGAGCCCAAUUUUCACCCACCUUGUUACAAGCUUAAAAGGACUCUGGACACUUCGAGCCUUCCGACGCCAGACUUACUUUGAAACUCUGUUCCACAAAGCUCUGAAUUUGCACACUGCCAACUGGUUUAUGUAUCUGGCAACCUUGCGCUGGUUCCAAAUGAGAAUAGACAUGAUUUUUGUCCUCUUCUUCAUUGUUGUUACCUUUGUCUCCAUUUUAACAACAGGUGAAGGAGAAGGAACAGCUGGCAUUAUUCUAACUUUAGCUAUGAAUAUCAUGAGUACUUUGCAAUGGGCUGUGAACUCAAGCAUUGAUACAGAUAGCUUGAUGCGAUCUGUGAGCAGAGUCUUUAAGUUUAUUGAUAUACAAACAGAAGAAAGUUUGUGUACACAGAUAACGAAAGAACUACAGAAAGAAGAAUCAUCUAAUGUUUUAGUCAUUAAGAAUGAGCAUGUGAAGAAAAGCGAUAUCUGGCCCUCUGGAGGCGAAAUGGUUGUCAAAGACCUUACUGUGAAAUACGUGGAUGACGGGAAUGCUGUAUUAGAGAACAUUUCUUUUUCAAUAAGUCCUGGACAGAGGGUGGGGCUCUUAGGAAGAACUGGCUCAGGAAAAAGUACUUUGCUGUCAGCAUUUUUACGGUUGUUGAGCAUUAAAGGCGAUAUACAGAUUGACGGUGUCUCAUGGAAUUCAAUGACCUUACAAGAAUGGAGGAAAGCUUUCGGGGUGAUAACACAGAAAGUAUUUAUCUUUUCUGGAACAUUCAGACAAAACCUGGAUCCAAAUGGAAAAUGGAGAGAUGAAGAAAUAUGGAAAGUUGCAGAUGAGGUUGGACUCAAGUCUGUGAUAGAGCAGUUUCCUGGACAGCUCAACUUUACCCUUGUGGAUGGGGGUUAUAUGCUAAGCCAUGGCCAUAAACAGUUAAUGUGCUUGGCCAGAUCUGUUCUCAGUAAGGCCAAGAUCAUACUGCUUGAUGAGCCCAGUGCCCAUCUAGACCCCAUAACAUACCAAGUAAUUCGACGAGUUCUAAAACAAGCCUUCGCUGGUUGCACAGUAAUCCUCUGUGAACACAGGAUAGAAGCAAUGUUGGAUUGUCAGCGAUUUUUGGUCAUAGAGGAGGGCAAUGUCUGGCAGUAUGACUCCCUUCAGGCUCUUCUGAGUGAGAAGAGCAUCUUCCAGCAGGCCAUUAGUGCCUCAGAGAAGAUGAAGCUGGCUCAGGGUCGACACUCCAGCAAGCAGAAGCCUCGACCGCAGAUCAGUGCUCUCAAAGAGGAGACGGAAGAAGAAGUCCAAGAAACCCGGCUCUAGUGCUGGGGAAGCAGCUCAGUGCACUGAGCCCAUUCAUUCCCAGAACCCAUGCAAAAGGCAAAAGCCAGGCAUUCCCCAGGCUUCUAACCCCAGUGCUGCGGACACAGAGACAGGUGGAUCCCAGGAGCUCUGUGGCAAGUGAUCCUAGCCCACAAAGAGAGUUCCAGGUCGGGCACCCAAGGGAUAACACCUGUGGAUGUCCUCUUGCUUCCACAUUCAAGUACAUACACACAUGCAUGCACAGCAAUGGACAUACAUACAGGAAAGCAAAGAAGAAGGAAAGAGGAAAGAAAGAGUCAGUGCAAAUGAUUACAGAGUGAGAAAGUAUGGAGUCUGCUCAUGGACUUGGAGGAGGAGAACCCCACCAUCUGUGCCUUUGAAAGCAGGGUGAAGCCCACGAUGUGCUUUUUGAGAGACUGUUUCAGAAGAGAAAUCAAAAAAUGUUCACAUGGGUCUGGGUAACUGACUGUUCAGCAGUGAUCAGAGCAUUUGAAAGGCACUUCAGAUACUUGAUGAUGACCACUUGUGUCCUGCAAGCCAGAUUUUUCUAAAAACAUUGGCUCCCUAAUAAUAACUGGAAGACAGCUGUAAGUGCCAGCCAGGUGAGUUAGUCAGCUUAUUCUGUGCAGCUGGUCAAUUUGCAUUAUUGAAGAACUGAAAUUAUAGUGAUUAUAGGAUGAAGUAAAGAGAACUAAAACAGUGGUUUAUAUAGCUCCUAGCCCAACUUUCUUUCCACCAAGAUAUUUAGGCACACAGCUGUAUUGCCUUCUAUUUAUUGUCCCAUUCCAAGCAAGUGUUAGAAUACUAUAAAAAUACUGGCUGGUACUGAAAGAUGCCCCUCUUGACAUCUGAUGAUCUAGUAACCCACCAGGAUUAAGAAUAUCCAGAUCUUGGAAAUUAAGAUUAAGACCAUCUAGACUUACUACCAUACAGCUAAACAUUCUUACUAUCAGAAUGCAUCCCUGACCUAGGAAAAGAACCAUUACAGUCCCAUAAAGGGGCCAGGAUAAUUUCCUUGAGAUGGAAAUUGACACACUUAUGUUCCCAGAAAGCAACAGAUCUUCAAGACUUCUGAAGUGAAGGAAGGCUGUGUUAGUGCAGAGCAGUGCAGUGCAGUGCCAGGCCCAGGAGUUAGCAUGUAGCCAGGCCAUGGGCUGUGUGGGUAGAUAAUGUGCAGUGCUGUGUCCGUGUGCUCUCAGCCAGCUGUGUGCACUUCAUACUGUCUCCUCUCCUCAGUGGUCGAGGACACACUCUGAAAAAGAUUUAAUUGUGGAUUAGUUUUAUAUGCUUUUGUUUUAUAAUUUGUGAUGCAAAUGAAAUUUUCUCUGGGAAAUAUUUAUUUUAGUAAUAAUGUUUCAAACUCAUAUAUAACAAUGCUGUAUUUUAAGAAUGAUUAUAUAAUGACUUAUAUUUGUAUAAAAUAAUUUUUAUAUUUGAAAUGUUGACAUUUUAUAGCACUAGCUAUUUUAAAACAGGGGAGUGAGAAGGACAGGCAUGAUGGACCUUCACCGUGUGUUGUGAGGCACUGGGACUGAUGUCAAUCCUGUGCCCUCUGUGUGUUUCUCAGACAACAGAAGCUCCCGUUUAAUGCAGCUUUGAAGAAGAUGGUGCCAAAGGUUAAGAUGGUCCCCGAUGGGCACAUCAGCUUCUGAACUGCAGACUACGCUGUAGAGGAUGUAUUAUAUUUAUUACUGUAAUAGAAUAUCAUGUGUC